Molecule: messenger RNA, 567 nt
Organism: Penicillium argentinense
Lineage: Eukaryota; Fungi; Ascomycota; Eurotiomycetes; Eurotiales; Aspergillaceae
Exons: 3
Coding region: 1-567 (188 amino acids)
Source: RefSeq, a predicted model, not a curated record
AUGUCCAGCCACUAUGAACAAGGCCACUCUGGUUGGCACCCAGAUGUCAUACCCCAACAUCAGAAGAAAUGGCUCAAGUUCUUGAGCCUACGCUUCGGGGCUAUGGUUAGCGCAAUUGCUCCCAUCGCCUGCUUUGCUUGGGCAUAUACCCAGCAUCGAGCUGGCGAGGUAUCUACCGACGGACUUGGUGCGUCUUGGUCGCACAUCAACCUGGGAACGGCUGCCUACGCUUUUGCCUGGUCAACGCUAAAGUUCCUCGUGGUCCUCAUCUUCAACUGUGCCAUUCAUCCAGGCAUUACAAUUGCAUUUGACUGUAUUGCCUGGGUCGCUCAACUCAUUACUAUCUGCUUCUAUCUGAUAGAGCUUGGGUAUUGGCAUGCCGGUGGGUACGGGUAUUCCAAAACUGGUGUCCAUAAGCAGUUGUACGGGGCAGAGGUCUUUGGUUGCUCAAUGAUGCUGCUGGAAAUAACAUUCCAUUUUAUUCUGAUGUGUGUCGCGGCGAGUGCUUGUCACACUCAACGGAAGGCCGAAAAACCGGCAGCCAAAGCUGCUUUCGAAGGCGCUUGA